Aureococcus anophagefferens is the source of this 1314-nucleotide messenger RNA. RefSeq lists its product as hypothetical. The annotation marks the transcript as partial. Gene Ontology annotation, molecular function: ribosome binding; GTP binding. Gene Ontology annotation, cellular component: cytoplasm. NCBI's taxonomy places the organism in Eukaryota, Pelagophyceae, Pelagomonadales, Pelagomonadaceae. The record is from RefSeq and is a predicted model, not a curated record. The transcript has 3 exons.
GGCGGCGCGGCGUGGACCGUCGCGGACUCAUUGGCAGAACUGGCGCGGCUCUGCGAGACGGCGCGCGUGCGGGCCGUGGACGCCACGUUCCAGCGGGCCGACGCCGCCAACGGCCAGUACCUCGUGGGCAAGGGCAAGAUCGAGGAGGUCGCGCGGAAGGUGCUGGACCACGGAGCCGACGCGGUCGUCUUCGACGACGAGCUGUCGCUCGCGCAGCAGCGGAGCGUGCUCGCCGUGCUCGCGGAGGCCGGCUGCGACGACAAAGUCCAGAUCCUGGACCGGACGCAGCUCGUGCUCCAGAUCUUCAGCGAGCGCGCGCAGACCCGGGAAGCCAAGGCGCAGAUCGCGUUGGCGCGCGCGGAGUACAUGCUCCCGCGGCUCACGACGUUCCUCACGGGCGCCGCCGCGGGGACGGACGCCAAGAGCGGCGGCCGCGGCGCCGGCGGCGGCGCCUACCUCCGCGGCGCGGGCGAGUCGCAGUUGGAGAUGGACCGGCGGCUCUUCGGGAAGCGCAUCGCCAAGCUCAAGGCGGAGCUCGGCGCGAUCGCGUCGAAGCGCGCCGUCGCGCGGUCGAAGAAGCUCGACAAGGAGGACCUGCCCCUCGUGGCCCUCAUCGGCUACACGAACGCGGGCAAGACGUCGCUGCUCAACGCGCUGAGCGAAGCCGCGCCGCUCUACGCGGACGACCGCUUGUUCGCGACGCUGGACCCGGCGACGCGGCGCGUCACGCUCCCGAGCGGCCGCGCCUGCAAGCUCACGGACACGGUCGGCUUCAUCCAGAAGCUGCCGACGAAGCUCGUCGCGUCGUUCCGCGCGACGCUCGAGGAGAUCGCGGACGCCUCGGCGGACGCCUGUUUGCUCGUCCACGUCGUCGACGCGUCGUCGCCGCUCGCCGACGGCCAGAUGCGCGCGGUCUACGCCAUCCUCCACGAGCUCGACUGCUUCGACAUGCCCCAGAUCACGGUCUACAACAAGCAGGACCGCGUCGGCGGCGCACCGGCGCCGCCUGGUGACGACGUCGCGUCCGCGACGACGCUCCUCGACCUCAUGCCGCCGGAGGCCGACGAGGUCCGCGUGUCCUGCCAGGACGGCACGGGCAUCCGGCCCCUCCUCGGCUACGUCGACGCGGCGCUCGGCAAGAUGAACGCGAAGGUCCACUGCCUCCUCCCCUUCGACCAGGGCACGCUCGUCGAGGAGAUCCACCGCACGGCGACCGUCGACGAGGUCGAGCACCUCGCCCAGGGCACGCGCAUCGUCGCGCGCGUGCCGCCGUCCCUCGAGCAGCGCCUCCGGCCCUUCGCCGUCCCGGUCUAA